Dipodomys spectabilis (banner-tailed kangaroo rat) is the source of this 699-nucleotide messenger RNA. RefSeq lists its product as uncharacterized. The coding region runs from base 1 to 699 and encodes 232 amino acids. The transcript has 2 exons. The record is from RefSeq and is a predicted model, not a curated record. Lineage: Eukaryota; Metazoa; Chordata; Mammalia; Rodentia; Heteromyidae.
AUGCAGCGCCGAUCUAUACGUCUCAUUCUCGUGUUUCUGAAGAGCGUCACCGUGCGGCCAAGCGGCUCCGUCUCCCGUCACAGCCGGGCCCCGACGGUCCCCACGGUCCGGCCUCGGCCCCGCGGCCGCCCGGGAACCGGAAACCGGAAAGACCGCCGCCCACGGCCAUCCGGGUCCCGCAGCCUCGCUGGGAUGCACUGGGCGGGGCGUGACGUCAGGACGCACAGCCGCACGUGCCCGGACGCGGCGCACGUGCCCGGACGCGAGGAUGCACCGCCUGGAGGCGACCCGACGUCACGACGCGCAGCCGCACGUGCCCGGACGCGAGGAUGCACCGCCUGGAGGUGGACUGACGUCACGACGCACAGCCGCACGUGCCCGGACGCGAGGAUGCACCGCCUCGAGGUGACCCGACGUCAUGACGCGCAGCCGCACGUGCCCAGACGUGAGGAUGCACCGCCUGGAGGCGACCCGACGUCACGACGCACAGCCGCACGUGCCCGGACGCCACGCCCCCACGCCUGGGAAAAGAGCCACUCGCACCUGUGGGCGGAGCGCGGCGGGGCCCCGCCCCGCCUAUGGCUGGCUUCCGGCUGCCGUGGGCGGCUGGCUUCCGGGCGUCGCGGUCCGGGCGGGUCCGGGCUUCUCCAGCGUGAGCCGCGGACACUUGGUUCCGAGCCUGGGCUGGGCUGGGGGUGA